AUGGAGGCGGUGAAAGGUGAGGGUGAGGAGGCGGAGGAGGUGCAGCCGGCCAAUGAGGGGCUGUCGGCGCCGUCGCUGGAGCUGAACCUCGUCGGCGCUCUCGUUCUCGCGGAGAACGCCGCCGCGGAGGAGAAGGGUAAGGCCGAGUCGGUCGUGGCGGCGGGGCCGUCACUCGAGCCGAAAGCGGCGGCGGUGGUCGCCGGCGGCGAGAACCGCCGCACGUUCAAGUGCAAUUACUGCCAGCGUAAGUUCUACACGUCGCAGGCGCUGGGCGGCCACCAGAACGCGCACAAGCGCGAGCGCUCCAUCGCCAAGCGCGCCGCCGCCGGGCGGGGCGGCGACCCUGCGGCUGGCCUCUACGGCGCGGCGGACCACCACCUCCGCUACGCCACCGCCUGGCCCUAUUCCGCUGCCGGCAGGUCAUUCCUCGGCCGGGGCUCGGCCACGGCGCCGUUCUAUGGGAUGCAGAUGCACCACCCCGGGUGGAGCGCGGCGCCCCAGCCGUACCUGGCCGGGCUCGCGCGUCUCGCCGGCGCCCACCGCCCGAUGUAUCGUCCGGAGGCUUACGGCUAUGGCGCGUCUUCCAGGGCUCCCAUAUCGGCCUUCCCUGAGGCCGCGCCGGCGGUGACCGGGAUCUCGCGGGCUGGUGGAAGUGGCAGCGGAAGUGGUAACGGCGGCGAUCAUAGCAUUAAUGAGUUGAAGAAAAAGGAGGAGACCACCAGCGAGAUAGACCUGACUCUCAAGCUCUAGCUAGCUCCGAUCUGUAGGGUCCGAUCAUUUCUUCGUGAGAGCCUUAAGCUCGAUCUCGUUGACAAGUGUCAAUGCUAUCCGUCAUUUAGUUGGUUGUUGUAGAAGAAGUUCAUUUCCGUUCUUUCUUAAUUGUGUCAGUGCAUGGUAAGCUAGCUGAGAUUAGGUUUCUAGCUAGUCUUUGUUGAUCGAUGUGAUGUAGUGCAAGACUUCAUCCUUCCAUAUAUGUAUGAAAAAAUGGUCAUAUGUCGACCACUAGUUUAUGUUAUUUGUUCCUUUCAUGGAACUAAUUUAUUUUGAAUGAAAUUGUUUCCUGCCUGUUCCAA
Aegilops tauschii subsp. strangulata is the source of this 1073-nucleotide messenger RNA. RefSeq lists its product as uncharacterized. The record is from RefSeq and is a predicted model, not a curated record. Lineage: Eukaryota; Viridiplantae; Streptophyta; Magnoliopsida; Poales; Poaceae. Gene Ontology annotation, biological process: negative regulation of abscisic acid-activated signaling pathway.